Hypanus sabinus (Atlantic stingray) is the source of this 979-nucleotide messenger RNA. RefSeq names its product STING1 ER exit protein 1 (gene steep1). Bases 91 to 759 code for a protein of 222 amino acids. NCBI's taxonomy places the organism in Eukaryota, Metazoa, Chordata, Chondrichthyes, Myliobatiformes, Dasyatidae. The record is from RefSeq and is a predicted model, not a curated record. The transcript is spliced from 7 exons.
GAUCCCACAAUGCUCUGCGGCUCGCGGUCCAACAUGGCGGCUGGAGAAUAGGUUCUAUUCAGGUAACGGGCCGACGGCGAAAGGGGAAGGAUGCCGAAGGUGGUGUCACGCAGCGUGGUGUGCUCCGACACCCGGGACCGCGAGGAGUACGACGAUGGCGAGAAGCCGUUACAUGUUUACUACUGUCUGUGUGGACAGAUGGUGCUGGUCCUUGAUUGCCACUUGGAGAAGCUGCCCAUGAGACCGCAGGAUAGAGCCCGUGUUAUCGAUGCAUCCAAACAUGCUCAUAAAUUCUGUAAUGUUGAGGAAGAUGAGAGCAUUUACCUGCGAAGGCCGCAAGGGAUCGAGAAGCAAUUUAGAAAAAAAUGUGGAAAAUGUGGCUUACUCCUAUUUUAUCAGCACCAACAGAAGAACACUCCAGUUACUUUCAUCGUGGAUGGUGCUUUGGUGAAGUUUGGCCAAGGGUUUGGUACCACAAGUAUAUAUAGUCAGAAACAGGAGCCUCCAAAGAAGGUGAUGAUGACGAAGAGGACCAAAGAUAUGGGCAAAUUUAGCUCUGUCACUGUCUCAACCAUUGAUGAAGAGGAGGAGGAGAUUGAAGCGAGGGAGAUUGCUGAUUCCUACGCCCAAAAUGCCAAAGUUAUUGAGAAGCAACUGGAACGGAAAGGCAUGAGCAAGAAGAGACUGCAGGAGCUGGCGGAACUAGAGGCUAAGAAAGCCAAGAUGAAAGGAACCUUGAUUGACAAUCAGUUCAAGUGAACAGUGAAUUCAAGAAAGUGGACUCCUGACACAAGACAUAGAGUACAACUGAGCAGCAUUAAAUGUACUUUCUUCCAUGUAAAAUACAGAGACUAUGAAUAGGUGGGGAGAAUGUAAAGUUUGUGUAUGAGGAAGGGAUUAUGUUGCACAUAUUUGUACAUUCCUACUGUAAGAUCUAUUAUUUAGGAAUACACUUGUAUAAAAAGACAUUCAUAUUUGA